AUGCUGCUCGGCAACGCGUACGACGACAGCGAGGACGAAGAGACCGCUCCCCAAGCCGUCCCGCUGGCGCUGCAGCCGGCGAGUCGCGAGGAUGUUGAGCAGUCCGCCGAGAGCGAAGACGAGGCGAGCGAAGGAGAGGAGGCGAGCGGUGUGGUGCCCGUGGCCCUGAGCGCGGCGGCGGACGCGGCGGAUGACGAGGACGAGGAGGAGGAGGAAGCCGCACGGCAGGCGGCGGCGGAGGCAGCGGCCAGAGCUGCGGCGGCGGAGGCGGCCAGAGUGGCGGAGCUGCCACCGCCCGACUUCACGGGGUGGGUGCCUGCUGGCGGCGGCGCGCCCUCGGCGCGCACGGCGCCUCUGGUGGGUGGGCGCUCGAAGAAACGGAAAGGGCCGGGCGGCGGCGCGAGCCAGAUCAGCAGCGGCUUCAAGGCGGCGGGGCGCGGCACGCCGAUUCAUUGCCACAAGCUGCCUCCAGUGACGGCGGAGCUGGAGCUCGAGCUGGAGGAGCGGAAGAAGAAUAACGGCCUCUCCGCCGCCUACGACUCCGUCUUCCGCUCCGGACCGAGAUCACGCCGAGAUCACGCCGAGAUCACGCCGAGAUCACGCCGAGAUCACGCGAGGCGCGGGACGGCGGCAGAGGAGGACCGGCUGAUGGCGACGCUGAGGUGA
Messenger RNA from Emiliania huxleyi CCMP1516, 666 nucleotides. RefSeq lists its product as hypothetical. Bases 1 to 666 code for a protein of 221 amino acids. Lineage: Eukaryota; Haptophyta; Isochrysidales; Noelaerhabdaceae. The transcript has 4 exons. The record is from RefSeq and is a predicted model, not a curated record.